This is a messenger RNA of Pararge aegeria (speckled wood butterfly), 4039 nucleotides long. RefSeq lists its product as uncharacterized. Bases 209 to 3208 code for a protein of 999 amino acids. The transcript is spliced from 13 exons. Gene Ontology annotation, cellular component: nucleus. Gene Ontology annotation, molecular function: zinc ion binding. The record is from RefSeq and is a predicted model, not a curated record. Lineage: Eukaryota; Metazoa; Arthropoda; Insecta; Lepidoptera; Nymphalidae.
CAAAACAGCAUUUUUUGUCCUAAGAAAACAAAAAGAAUCAUUAAUUUGAUUACUUAAAGAGUUAUCUAAAAGAUUGCCUCUUACUCAGUACUCUUCUCGAACGCAGAUUCUUAUGAACAUUUUAUGUUCUGCAAACAACCUCAAUUAUUCAGGAAGGAAACGUAUACAUUGAUUUAAUAUCAUCAGCUCACUGCAACGAACGUCUAAAAUGAAUUGCUGUGUACCUUUUUGUAAGGAGCUAAGAGAAGAGCAAUCGAUUAGCGACUCGAAAUUACAACCCGUUUCUUUUCACGAGUUUCCUAACACAGAUUGGCUCAGGAACUCAUGGCUGCUGGCAUUUGAGAUGAAUGAAAGCGAUUUGUCUGAGGGCGCUCUGGUUUGCUCAAAACAUUUUCACGCUGAUAAUUUCUAUGUGACCGGGAGUGGUUUAAUGAAGCUUAGAAGUAAAGCUAUACCCUUGAGGUGCAAAAGAAAAAUUGUUAGUUUAGAUUUACAGGUCUGCUUAAUAUGUCUUGACACAACAAACACAAUUAAAAUGAGUCCAAUGUGCGAAUACAAUUUGACAGAGGCUUAUAUCAAUGUGACUGGACUAUCAAUGAGCCGCAUUCAGAAAUUCAAAUGUGAACCAAGGCUUUGCGUGGAAUGUGCACACAGACUGCUAAAAUGCUUUAAGUUCCGGGACAAGUGCCUGGUAGCCCAUGAAUUAUUGUCGCAGAUAACUCAAGAUAAGGGAAUGUUGACAGGAACAAAAAUUAAGACAAUCAACAGAGAUGAAAAUAAUCUAACAUCUAACAUAGUAAAGCACAUUAUCGAACCUAACCACUGUGACCUUUAUGUUUUAAAAGACGAUGUAGAAUUAAACAUCGACGACUCUGAACAAUAUGAUAAAAUAAAAAUUGAAAGAAAUGAUGAUCCUAAAGACCCAGAUGUUAAAGACGAAACUUUAAGCGUGUAUAGUGAUUUGGAAUCCAAUUGUAUAAGUGGUUUAGAUGCUUCACAAGUCACAAAUGACGAUAAACGUAUUAAUAAUGAAAAUAUGAAACGUGGUGAUGCGAUAUAUCAAGACAAACCCAGGGAUCCUAAGCUUACAAGUAAUUUAAGCGUUGAUUACGAUGUAUUAGAAUCUGACACAGAGGAGGAAAAUUUAGAUUUUGACAUUGAUGAUGAAGGGGAAUAUAUAAAUGAGGACAACGAUUCCGUAAUGGAUAUUGAAGAAUUAAAAUAUGAUGAUACAUUUACUAAUGAAGAAUCUAUAGAUGAUGAUAAUAAUCGUGUUAAAUUGCUCUUAGAUCAAAAAGAGAUAAACUCUAGCUAUAAAGCGCAUGUUAAACAAAAUGUCGAUAGUACAAAGUUAAGAGAUGAUAAUACGAUAAAUUCUUUGAUGGUAUAUAAUGACGAGUUUAAGAAUCGCUACAGUAUCUCUAAUGUGAGAACUCUGUCUCAAACGCAAGAACAUGCUAAGAUAGAGAAUAAUAAAAAUGAAGGAUUCCGCAUGACUGAAAACCCAGAUAGUAAUAACGUAAUUUCAGAAAAUAAUCUGAUUAUUAAUAAUUAUGAAACAAAUGCCAACAUCCACUCGAAAGUUGACGGAUGCGAUGAUAAUGAUGUCAAUAUGGAGUUUGUGAACGACUAUAAUGACUAUAUAACAUUUUUAAACGAAAACAAGAGCACCGAAAUUACCAUCAAUAAUAAUGGAGUUACGUCCAAUAAAGUAUAUCAUCACAGUAGUGACAAAGUUAGUUUAACUAAUGUUAUAUUAGUUAAAGCGAAAACAUCUAAACCGCAAAUAAAAUCAAAUAAAAAUAAUCUUCCAAAAUCAGUUAAAGUCAGUAUGAGUAUCAAGAAAAAUCAAUUAAAUAAACAGCAAGUUGCAUUAGAAAAAGUCAUUCAUCCAAAUAACGAUGAAAUCAGUUUAAUUAAUGCUAAACUUGGAAAAGAUAAACUAAGAAUAAAUAAUUCUAAACGAGUAAAAGAUGAAGUCAGUUUAAAUAAUACUGAACUAGUAAAAGAUAAAGUCAGUUCAAAUAAUACUGAACUAGUAAAAGAUAAAGUCAGUUCAAAUAAUACUAAACUAGUACAAGAUAAAGUCAGUUCAAAUAAUACUAAACUAGUAAAAGAUAAAGUCAGUUCAAAUAAUACUGAACUAGUAAAAGAUAACGUCAGUUCAAAUAAUACUGAACUAGUAAAAGAUAAAGUCAGUUCAAAUAAUACUGAACUAGUAAAAGAUAAAGUCAGUUCAAAUAAUAUUGAACUAGUAAAAGAUAAAGUCAGUUCAAAUAAUAUUGAACUAGUAAAAGAUAAAGUCAGUUCAAAUAAUAAUAAACUUGUAAAAGAUAAAGUACAGCGGCAAACUAGUCUGAAAACGUUUAAAGUAACUAAACUAUCGCGAGAAGAGCAAUUGGCUGAAGUGAAGAAGAGGAUGGAGUCGAAAAACUAUAGAAAUGCCCUUUAUUCUUGCACAAUCUGUUAUAAAGGAUUCGUAAACAGAAAUGCUUAUAGUCUACAUUUGGAUAGUCAUACCAAUAAAUUCGGUCAGUUUGUCUGUCCGGUGUGCGGUAUUCACACCUUCUCAAAGGGCACUUUGACUUUGCAUGUGAAGAAUAUACACAUGUAUGAAUACAGCUGCAGCGUCUGUCCGUUUGUCACCAAGCAUGCCCGUAUGGCAGCGAUGCACGAACGUUGGCACAAUGGCAUCAAGUACACUUGUGAACACUGCGGAAUGGAGUUCAGUAAGCACACCUCGUACAUGUCCCACGUACGCUUGAAGCACCCGUCGGACGUCGUGUGCGCGCUGUGCGGAUUCUCAUUCAUAAACCGGCGUGGCCUGUUAGCUCACGUGCGGAAGAGCCAUCGCUUCGCUAAAACCGAACAGAACUGGAAAGGACCUAUGUGCGAGACGUGCGACAUUCGUUUCGCGAGCACCGCCGCUUACGACCAGCACGUCGGAGUCUCGCCCAAACACACCAAUGGAGAUCCAAGAAAACGCACCAAUCAUUUCUGCAAUACUGAUAACCGCAUUGCUGUUUGCGAGAAGUGCGGCGUCCAGGUCAAGGGUUCCCUGGGCUUAUAUCAGCACAUUCGUAACCACCACGCGAUACAGCUGGCCAAAUGCCAGGAGACAGCCAUCUGCGAGCACUGUGGAAGAGUUUGUCUGGGCCAGUUACAUCUUCGGCGCCACCUGCAGAAACACUCGAACAAGCGAUUUUAGUGCGAUAUCUGUCAGAAGAACUUCACACUCAAAGUGAACCUGGCGAUACACCUGGGCACGCACUGUGCGUCCCGCAGUACGAGUGCACCGAUUGCGGGCGAGGCUUCACCUACAAGCAGAACAUGCAGCGGCAUAUAAUGUCGGCGUACAGCGAAAAGCCCCCUUUGUACAAAUGCAAGAUUUGCGACAAAUCUAUGACAACAGCGAAGUCGAGAGACUCCCAUAUAUUGCACGUACACAAUAACGUGCCAAGAACCCAGAGACUCAGACGUCCGUGAAAGCCCCAAGCCCUCCAAGACAAAUGAGACAGACUUCAGACACAAAGGACUCGCAAGACGAGGAUACACACAGACACAGGAGAUGUGACACAGUGAGGCAAUGUGAGACACAGUACGGCAAUAUGAGACAAGUUUGGCGCAGAUAGUUGAAGUGCGUGGAACAUAACAUUAUUGUUUCCCGUAGAACAGCGAGACGCCAUAAGCGGUGGCAUCUUUUAAAGGUGACAUUCAAUCAAAAGGACUUAUUAGGGAGGCUUAGACAGGCUAAGACAUGUCUUAUGUGAAACAAUAUGGAUACAGGUGACUCCAAUCACACAAUCGAAAAGUGAGGAAAUAUGAUACAUAGGAAAAGUAAGGCACAGUGGAGAAAUAUGAGACACACAGAAGGAAUGAGAGACACAGAAAGUAGAACUGCGACACGAAAUGCAAAGCGAAAGUGCAGAGCACCCAUAUAGUGUUCCGAGUUUGUAAGGACGGCCCUUACCUGGCACUCAUCUCGACGUUUUCUAUUAGGCACAAUAUACAGACAUUCUGGACAUGAAAAUUCUAUUGU